Encephalitozoon intestinalis ATCC 50506 is the source of this 1929-nucleotide messenger RNA. RefSeq names its product glutamyl tRNA synthetase. Gene Ontology annotation, molecular function: glutamate-tRNA ligase activity; ATP binding. Gene Ontology annotation, cellular component: cytosol; methionyl glutamyl tRNA synthetase complex; cytoplasm. The transcript has a single exon. The record is from RefSeq and is a predicted model, not a curated record. Gene Ontology annotation, biological process: glutamyl-tRNA aminoacylation; translation. The coding region runs from base 1 to 1929 and encodes 642 amino acids. Lineage: Eukaryota; Fungi; Microsporidia; Unikaryonidae.
AUGAAUAGAAAAGGCGAGUUCAAAGAGGAGCUUAUCAAUUACAUCCUGCUAAAGAAAUAUGGCACAAAGCCAGAGGAUCCUCCAGUGUAUUCCAAUGCACUGGGAAAAAUAUCUAAGGAAAUUUUCCCGGCCGGUCUUAUGGAUGUUCUUGAUUCCUACACCAUAAAUCCGAAUCGAGAAGAAGGAGUGAAUUUUCUACUUUCGCUCAACUCCUUUAUAAGCUGCAUUGACUCUGACGAGCUGAGGGACAUUCUUUUUGGAAUGAUCAAUAUAAAUUCGACACUUACCAAGCUCAUAAAAGACAAGAAGGAAAUGGAGAAGUUUCCGAAUGUCUGUGAGAUGUAUUCGGAGCAAUUCAAGGCUAACAAGAACCUGCUUAAGGAGUUUAACACAAGUUUUAAGAAAGAGCAAGGGAACCUUGAAAUAGAUGGGCCGUCGGAAAAUGUUAUAACCAGAUUUCCCCCAGAGCCUAACGGCCGCCUCCAUAUUGGACAUGCAAGAGCAGCACUUUUGAAUUGGUAUUUUUCCAGCAAAGGGAAUGGACGUCUGCUGGUUAGGUUUGAUGAUACAAACCCCGAGAAGGAGGAAGAAAGGUUUGAGAAGGGAAUUCUAAAGGAUCUCGAUCUUCUGGGAAUCAGAGAAUACACUCUUUCCCACACCAGUGACUACUUUGAAAAGAUAAUAGAUUUGGCCUUUUUCUUGAUAGAUGAGGGUAAGGCAUAUGCAGAUAACACGCCACAGGAAGAAAUGAGGGAUGAAAGAGGAAAGGGUAUUGAGUCCAAAUGCAGGAAUAUGAGUACAGAGGAAAGCAAAAGGAUAUUUGAGGAAAUGAUCAGCGGGGAAGCCUCCGGAUAUUGUCUGAGAGCAAAGAUAGACAUGUCCAACUGCAACAAGGCCAUGAGAGAUCCUGUUAUUUUCAGAAUGAACAAAUCUCCUCAUCAUAGAACGGGCGACAAGUACAAAGUUUAUCCCACUUAUGACUUUUCAUGUCCCAUUGUCGACAGUCUGGAGGGGGUUACAUUGUCACUUCGUGCUAAUGAAUAUAGAGAUAGAAAUCCUCAAUACUACUGGUUCAUAGAGAAUCUUCAAUUAAGUAAUAGGCCUAAAAUUCAUGACUUCUCGAGACUCAACUUCGAGAAUACCGUUCUUAGUAAAAGAAAGCUUAAGUACUACGUCGAUAACGGAUUUGUGUCGGGAUGGGAUGAUCCAAGGCUAGCAACAGUUGCGGGAAUAAGGAGGCUUGGGAUGAACAUGGAAGUUCUCAGAGAAUAUAUACUGAUGCAGGGAGUUUCUCAAAAGACCUGUACCAUAUCUUGGGACAAGGUCUGGGCAAUGAACAAAAAAAGAGUUGAUCCUGUGGCACCAAGAUAUUUCUGCGUUCAGCAAAGAAAUGUUGUAGAAGUGUCUGUUAAAAAUACAUCGGAAUAUAUGAUGAGUGUUCCAAGGCACAAGAAGAAUGGAGACAUCGGGACAAAGGAGGUCUUCUACUCAAGUUUAAUACUUCUUUCUCAAGAAGAUGGGCAAAUACUCCAAGAAAAUGAAGAAUUUACAUUGAUGAACUGGGGAAAUGCGAUUGUUCGAAGUAAAAGUGUCCAGGACGGAAUUGUGACUAAGAUGGAAAUCAUUCUUAAUCCAGAAGGUGAUUUCAAGCAGACAAAGAACAAAAUAUCGUGGGUUUCCAAGAGGGGAUCUGUAGUUGUGGAGCUUAUUGAAUAUGGAAGUCUGAUGACUGACGGGGACGACGAGGAUCUGGCAGCGAGAUUCAACACGGAUUCCAUCCAAAAGGAGUAUUGGUAUGCUGAAUCUGCCGUUGUGGACAUUAAGGAAGGAGAUGUGAUUCAAUUUGAGCGAAAUGGUUUUUAUUACUGCGAUGGAUUUUUGGUAUUUAAUCUAUUGCCCUUUACUAAGCAAAAAAGAACAGCCAAUUAA